UUAUUUGAUAGCCGUCAAUAGAAUGCUCAAGAAUAUAAGGUGUUAGUUCAAGCAAAACUAAAUUCUUUUUUUAAUGAAUAUAUCUAUUUGCUCGACUAGACAAUCGAGAACAAAGACUUUAUUUUUUUCAUUUUAAGAGACUCAUUUUUUCUUGCCGUCUCCCAAUUUUGCAUUCAACCUUGUCUAAGCAAGGGAAAGCUUUGGGUAUGUUCCUAAGUUCAACCUUUCUUUUAUUUUAAUAGACAUAUACUUUUGUGCUAUUCAAAAUAUGCUUAGGUUAGGAGCCUGAAUUUCCACCCUUAUAAGUUAUAUGUUUGUAGAACAAGAAAGAACUAACGAAUAUAUUAUAUGUGAGAUGAUGUAAGAACCCAACGUGAAGAGAAAGACAAGGCGCCGCGUGAUUAGGGAGCAGCCAUCUCUAACAAAAGGCCGCCUUUCUUCACUGCCAACGCGAGACAGGCGCUCUCUCUUUGACGAACAAAGAAGAACAGCGAAGAAUUUACGAUUAACAGAAAGAAAAACCGAAAACCCUUUUCCCACGAGACUGUUUUCUCUCCAAGCAAUUAUUUUGAGAGAAACCCAAGAAAUGUUCGUCGAUAUUUGAAGAACUCGCCGACCCACUUCCAUUUUCGUAUCCUUUUUGGCUUUUCUUCUUGUUGGUCUACGUGAUUUACGUCGUCGGAACGCCUCCAAUCGUUCUAGGCGACAUUAAUUGGUUUCCCGACUUUUUGGAAUCAUCAAUGCGUUCCUGAUUUUCUUUGCCCAUCUUGUUUGGUUGAUUCGCAUAAGGGAGGCCAUGAAUGCGAAUAGUUCGCGAUUUCAAUCGUUUGGUCAAACUGAGAUCAACUGGGACAAGCUUGAUAAAGCAAAAUUUUAUGGCGUAGGAGCUGGCCUCUUUACUGGGAUUACUGUUGCACUGUACCCUGUUUCUGUUGUGAAAACGAGGAUGCAGGUUGCUGUAAAGGAUUCUGCCGAGAGAAAUGCCCUGUCUGUUAUUAAAGGCUUACUGAAGAAUGAUGGGGUUCCUGGUCUUUAUAGAGGGUUUGGCACAGUAAUCACUGGUGCAAUUCCUGCAAGGAUCAUCUUUCUUACUGCUUUAGAGACUACCAAAGUGGGAGCCUAUAAACUGGUUGAGCCAUGUAAAUUUUCUGAACCUACACAGGCUGCUUUGGCAAAUGGGUUAGCUGGCAUGACUGCAUCACUUUUUUCUCAAGCUGUUUUCGUUCCAAUUGAUGUGAUUAGUCAAAAGCUAAUGGUUCAAGGAUACUCCGGUAAUACAAGAUAUACUGGGGGUUUGGAUGUUGCUCGUAAACUGAUAAAGUCUAAUGGGAUUCGGGGAUUGUAUAAAGGUUUUGGGUUAUCUGUUAUGACCUACUCUCCAUCUAGUGCGGUAUGGUGGGCAAGUUAUGGUGCAAGUCAACGCGUCAUCUGGAGGUUCUUAGGUCAAAACUCUGCUUCAGAGAAAUUUGCUCCUAGCCAUUCCCAACUUAUUUCAGUUCAAGCUGCGGGUGGAAUUAUUGCAGGUGCAACAGCUUCCUGCAUUACAACACCAUUGGACACUAUAAAGACUCGCUUACAGGUGAUGGGCGAUAAAGGGAAGACAGCAAGACAAAUUGUUGAAAGCUUAAUCGCUGAGGAUGGGUGGAAAGGUUUUUAUAGGGGGCUGGGUCCUCGGUUCUUCAGCAUGUCAGCCUGGGGAACAUCGAUGAUAUUGGCUUACGAGUACUUGAGUAAGACUUCUUUAGCCUGCACUUUAUUUAUGAUACAUAUGAACACAUGCAUACACACAUAUCUACGCCAAUUAAAGACACCAAUUUCUUAUGUUGAUGUCAACAUCUUCAAGCAGAAAAUAUUCAUCUUUUAUGGGAAUCCUUAUAGCUAAUAUGAAGUAUUGGGAACUUUUUAGAAAGUUAUCUAGAGAAUUAUGAACUUCUGAGAUCCACCGUGUAAGGACUUAGUAAGGCAUGAAAUUAAUGUUUGUUAGUUGUGAGAGGCAUAUAAAUCCCUUGAGCCAAACAUCUCCUACUUAUUGCAUGUAGAUCAAAAUUUUUCUUUUGAACUUCAAUAAGCAUCAUUUCAAACCUCAUCUCACACUUGUUACUUUUUGCUAUUGGGAUGUAAUUUUCUUAAAUCUACACCAUUUUACAGUGUGCUAUGUAUCUGUUUAAUCUCUGUUGUAUUUGUGAAUAGUUUUCCCUUCUCAUGCGAUGUUGUUCAAAAUUUUAGAGCGGCUGUGUGCAAAAGAUGAAUAGACUUGACCUCAUCAAAGAUUUUAGAGCCAAAGCAACUUCUCAACUCUUUUUGUCCUCGCAACAAGGCUAGAAUUCACUUGAAGAUAGGUUAUUGCUGUUGAAGCAUUUGUGCAUUGACUACAGAGCAGAAUUUCAUUCCAUCUUAAAACCACAUUCAUUUUUAGGGAGUUGAGUUCGAAUAGCUCCUAAAUUUUUUAGACGUGUUACAUUAUAUUUCAUCACAACAAUAAAGUGUUACAUUAUAUUUCAUCACAAUAAACUCAGUUCAUCAAAUAGAGAAUGCAAGCUUAGUAUUCUCAUGUUGUAUUUGAACUAACAAAUAUUGUUCUUGAUCAAUCGUUUCAGAACACUUACAAGGCUUUUUAAAUUUAA
Molecule: messenger RNA, 2624 nt
Organism: Cucumis melo (muskmelon)
Lineage: Eukaryota; Viridiplantae; Streptophyta; Magnoliopsida; Cucurbitales; Cucurbitaceae
Exons: 5
Coding region: 797-1882 (361 amino acids)
Biological process (GO): transmembrane transport
Source: RefSeq, a predicted model, not a curated record